Messenger RNA from Heterocephalus glaber (naked mole-rat), 5601 nucleotides. It is a transcript of the gene Pola1, whose product is annotated as DNA polymerase alpha 1, catalytic subunit. Gene Ontology annotation, cellular component: alpha DNA polymerase:primase complex. The record is from RefSeq and is a predicted model, not a curated record. Lineage: Eukaryota; Metazoa; Chordata; Mammalia; Rodentia; Bathyergidae. Gene Ontology annotation, molecular function: DNA-directed DNA polymerase activity; DNA replication origin binding; nucleotide binding. Gene Ontology annotation, biological process: leading strand elongation; mitotic DNA replication initiation; DNA replication.
ACGGCACGUCAGUGGCCUUCCGGGCGGAAGUCCGCAGCCUCCCGAGCCGCUGAUUGGCUUUCGGGCUGGCGCCUAUCUCGGCCCCCGCGCCAGUUUCGGGCUUGUUGGCGCGGAAUCGGGAGACUCCGAGACCAUGGCUCCCGUGCACGGCGACGACUGUAAGCUUGGGACUAGCGCUGUUUCAGAUUCAGGGAGUUUUGUAGCUUCUCGAGCUCGGCGAGAAAAAAAAUCAAAGAAAGGACGCCAGGAAGCUCUAGAAAAACUGAAAAAGGCUAAAGCUGGUGAGAAGUAUAAAUAUGAAGUCGAGGACUUCACAAGUGUUUAUGAAGAAGUUGAUGAAGAACGGUAUUCAAAGCUGGUUCAGGCACGCCAGGAUGAUGACUGGAUCGUGGAUGAUGAUGGAACUGGCUAUGUGGAAGAUGGCCGAGAGAUUUUUGAUGAUGACCUUGAUGAUGAUGCUCUUGACACCAGUGAGAAAGGAAAAGAUGGUAAAACACACAACAAAGACAAGAAGAAUGUAAAGAAACUCGCAGUGACAAAACCAAACGAUAUCAAGUCAAUGUUCAUUGCUAGUGCUGGAAAGAAAACUGCAGAUAAAGCUGUAGAUUUGUCCAAGGAUGAUCUGCUAGGUGACAUUCUACAAGAUCUGAACACUGAGACACCUCGAAUAACUCCACCGCCUGUAAUGUUACGAAAGAAGAAAAGGUCUAUUGGAGCUUCACAGAAUCCUUUCUCUGUGCACACCCCCAAGGUAAUUCCUUCAGGAAAAACUGCUUCCCCUGCCUCUAGGAAGGAACCUCCAUUAACUCCUGUUCCUCCUAAACAUGCUCAAUUUUCUGGAGAGCUGGUGCAGCCAGAAUAUCCAGAAGACGAGCAGGAGUCAGGGGCAAUGGAGUUUGAAGAUGGUGACUUUGAUGAGCCCAUGGAAGCUGAGGAGGUGAACACGGAGCCUAUGGCUGCCAAGACUUGGGACCAAGAGAGUGACCCUGCAGAGGGGAUGAAGCACAAGGCAGAUCCUAGGAAGGGGACCAUGUCCUGCUUGGGAAGUUUUCUCCCAGAUGUCUCUUGUUGGGACAUUGAUCAGGAAGAUGAUAGCAGUUUCUCAGCACUGGAAGUUCAAGUGGAUUCCAAUCAACUCCCAUUGGUAAAAGGGUCAGAUGAGGAACAAGUGUUCCGGUUUUAUUGGCUGGAUGCUUAUGAAGAUCAGUACAACCAACCAGGUGUGGUAUUUCUGUUUGGCAAAGUUUGGAUUGAAUCAGCCAAGACCCAUGUGAGCUGUUGUGUCAUGGUGAAAAACAUUGAGCGAAUGCUCUACUUCCUUCCCCGUGAAAUGAAAAUUGAUUCAAAUACAGGGAAAGAAACAGGAACUCCAGUUACAAUGAAAGAUGUUUAUGAUGAAUUUGAUGAGAGAAUAGCAAAUAAAUAUAAAAUUAUGAAGUUCAAGUCCAAGAUAGUGGAAAAGAAUUAUGCUUUUGAGAUACCUGAUGUUCCAGAAAAGUCUGAAUACUUGGAAGUUAGAUACUCGGCGGAAAUGCCACAGCUUCCUCAGGAUUUGAAAGGAGAAACUUUUUCUCAUGUAUUUGGGACCAACACAUCCAGCUUGGAACUGUUCUUGAUGAACAGAAAGAUCAAAGGACCUUGCUGGCUAGAAGUAAAAAAUCCACAGCUCUUGAAUCAGCCAAUCAGUUGGUGUAAAUUUGAGGCAAUGGCUUUGAAACCAGACCUGGUGAAUGUAAUUAAGGAUGUUGGUCCUCCUCCACUUGUGGUGAUGUCUUUCAGCAUGAAGACAAUGCAGAAUGCAAAGAACCAUCAAAAUGAGAUUAUUGCUAUAGCAGCUUUGGUCCAUCAUGGUUUUGCCUUAGAUAAAGCACCCCCACAACCUCCUUUUCAGUCACACUUUUGUGUUGUAUCUAAGCCAAAGGACUAUAUAUUUCCAUGUGCUUUCAAAGAAGUCAUUAAGAAAAAGAAAGUGAAGGUUGAGGUUGCUGAAACAGAAAGAACACUGCUAGGUUUUUUCCUUGCAAAAGUUCACAAACUUGAUCCUGAUAUCAUUGUGGGUCAUAAUAUUUAUGGGUUUGAACUGGAAGUGCUGCUGCAGAGAAUUAAUGUGUGCAAAGUCCCUUACUGGUCCAAGAUAGGUCGACUGAAGCGAUCCAACAUGCCAAAGCUUGGGAGCCGGAGUGGAUUUGGUGAAAGAAAUGCUACCUGUGGCCGAAUGAUCUGUGAUGUGGAAAUUUCAGCAAAGGAAUUGAUUCAUUGUAAAAGCUACCAUUUGUCUGAACUUGUUCAACAGAUUCUGAGAAUUGAAAGAAUUGUAAUUCCAGUGGAAAAUGUACGAAAUAUGUACAGUGAAUCUUCUCAUCUGUUGUACCUGUUGGAACAUACCUGGAAAGAUGCCAAGUUCAUUUUGCAGAUCAUGUGUGAGCUAAAUGUUCUUCCAUUAGCAUUGCAGAUCACUAACAUUGCUGGAAACAUUAUGUCCAGGACUCUGAUGGGUGGACGAUCUGAGCGUAACGAGUUCUUGUUGCUGCAUGCAUUUUAUGAAAACAACUAUAUUGUGCCCGACAAGCAGAUUUUCAGAAAGCCUCAGCAAAAACUGGGAGAUGAAGAUGAAGAAAUUGAUGGAGAUACCAGUAAAUACAAGAAAGGACGCAAGAAAGCAGCUUAUGCUGGAGGCUUGGUUUUGGACCCCAAAGUUGGUUUUUAUGAUAAAUUCAUUUUGCUCCUGGACUUCAAUAGUUUAUAUCCUUCCAUCAUUCAGGAAUUUAACAUUUGUUUUACAACAGUUCAGAGAGUUGUUUCAGAGGCACAGAAAGUUGCAGAGGAUGGAGAACAAGAACAGAUCCCUGAGUUGCCAGAUCCAAGCUUAGAAAUGGGCAUUUUGCCCAGAGAGAUCCGGAAGCUGGUAGAGAGGAGAAAACGAGUAAAACAGCUAAUGAAGCAACAAGAUUUAAACCCAGACCUUGUUCUUCAGUAUGACAUUCGACAGAAGGCUUUGAAGCUCACAGCGAACAGUAUGUAUGGUUGCCUGGGAUUUUCCUACAGCAGAUUUUAUGCCAAACCACUAGCUGCCUUGGUGACAUACAAAGGAAGGGAGAUUUUGAUGCAUACGAAAGAGAUGGUACAGAAGAUGAAUCUUGAAGUUAUUUAUGGAGAUACGGAUUCAAUUAUGAUAAACACCAAUAGCACCAAUCUGGAAGAAGUAUUUAAGUUGGGGAACAAGGUAAAAAGUGAAGUGAAUAAGUUAUACAAACUGCUUGAAAUAGACAUUGAUGGUGUUUUCAAGUCUCUGCUACUGCUGAAGAAAAAGAAGUAUGCUGCUCUGGUUGUUGAACCAACUUCAGAUGGGAAUUAUGUUACCAAACAGGAGCUGAAAGGAUUAGAUAUAGUUAGAAGAGAUUGGUGUGAUCUUGCUAAAGACACUGGCAACUUUGUCAUUGGCCAGAUUCUUUCUGAUCAAAGCCGGGACACUAUAGUGGAAAACAUUCAGAAGAAGUUAAUAGAAAUUAGAGAAAAUGUGCUAAAUGGUAGUAUCCCAGUGAGCCAAUUUGAAAUUAACAAGGCAUUGACAAAGGAUCCCCAGGAUUACCCUGAUAAAAAAAGCUUACCUCAUGUACAUGUUGCCCUCUGGAUAAAUUCUCAAGUGGGCAGGAAGGUGAAAGCUGGAGAUACUGUGUCAUAUGUCAUCUGUCAGGAUGGGUCAAACCUCACUGCAAGUCAGAGAGCCUAUGCCCCUGAACUGCUGCAGAAACAAGAUAAUUUAACCAUCGACACCCAGUACUACCUAGCCCAACAAAUCCACCCAGUUGUGGCUCGGAUAUGUGAACCAAUAGAUGGAAUUGAUGCAGCCCUCAUUGCAACAUGGUUAGGACUUGACCCCACCCAGUUUAGAGUUCAUCAUUAUCAUAAAGAUGAAGAGAAUGAUGCUCUACUUGGUGGCCCAGCACAACUCACUGAUGAAGAGAAAUACAGGGACUGUGAAAAAUUCAAAUGUCCAUGUCCUGCAUGUGGAACCGAGAAUAUUUAUGAUAGUGUCUUUGAUGGCUCGGGAACUGAUUUGGAGCCCAGUUUGUAUCGUUGCAGUAAUAUUGAUUGUAAGGCUUCACCUCUGACCUUUGUGGUACAGUUGAGCAACAAAUUGAUCAUGGACAUUAGACGAUGCAUUAAAAAGUAUUACGACGGCUGGUUGCUGUGUGAGGAGCCAACAUGUCGCAAUCGAACUCAGCACCUUCCCCUUCAAUUCUCCCGAAGUGGGCCUCUUUGUCCAGCCUGCAUGAAAGCUGUUCUUAGACCAGAGUAUUCUGACAAGUCCCUGUACACCCAGCUGUGCUUUUACCGGUACAUUUUUGAUGUGGACUGUGCACUGGAGAAACUUAUUACCGAUCAUGAGAAAGAUAAGUUGAUGAAACAGUUUCUUACUCCCAAAGUUCGUCAGGACUACAAAAAACUCAAGAAUACAGCAGAGCAGUUCUUGUCCCGGAGUGGCUACUCAGAAGUGAACCUCAGCAAACUCUUCGCAGAUUGUGCUGUGAAGUCCUAAGCGGAAGGAGAAGCAAGCGAAUGAGGAGGGCCUGAGGAGGGCUGGUUGCAGAAUACAGCUUCCUGAGCACCUCCAGGAGGACCCUCCUUGUUCAGUGUCUCUUGUUUAUGUGGAUAUGGGCUGGGAGGGAGGGGGGAAUUGCAAAAAUACAGAUUCUAACAAGCACCAGAGAAAAUCCAAACUGUCCUCUUAGGAUAUACUGCUCAGCUCUUCCCCAAGUACCUGAAGACCUAGCAUGUUGGGGACUGGGUUUCUGGGAGAGGGAAAUUGCCACUUGGAGAGUGGCUGGAAUGUAAGUGACCCUAGGCUUUGCCCCAGGACUUUAGCAGAGUUACUUUCCAAAAGGGGGCUCCUGGAGCUUGAGGGAAACACUAACAUUUUGCCUUUUCAAGAACCAGUUAAACCCAGUCUAAAUCCUAAUGCUUCCUCAGCCACUUGCUCUGGGAGUGGCUGUGCUUAUCAGUCUGGUCUUACAAGUAGUGAGGGGGGAUUUAAAAGCCUUGCACUCAGUAGAUGAAACAGAACAAACUUGUUUGUUGACUUGCCAGUACACACUGAGCAGGUGUUUUACAGUCACGCACCUUUUUUCCCCUUAAAUAGAGAGCUCUGGUAAAGGUUCAUAAGACAGUGACACAAAAGCACAUUUAAGAUACUUUGAUGUCCUAACAUUUUGUUUAAAAUGUGUAGGGCCAAGGAUGUAGCACUUGUGACCCCCCUGGGUUCAAUCCAGAGGACUACAGAAAAAAGAAAGAAAGAAAGAAAAAGAGGUCGGGGAAAGAAUCACUGUGCUGCAUCCAGAAAAAUGAAGCAGGAAAUGGUUAAUUGGCCCUGGUGGUUCUUAUUGUGUUCUCAUUUCUUCAGAAUGGUGUCCUCUUUGCUGGCAGCAAAAUAUUUCAAUAAGUCAGUCUUUCCUUUCUUACAUUAUUUAUAAGAUUAUACUAACAAAAUAUCUAUUUCCCCUCAUACAACUAUGCAUGUACUUUUUAAAAUGUUUACCUGCUUUUAUAAAGAAAAAAUAUGUUGUGCUUUUUACUUAAGAAUAAAGUUUUCUAAAGGGAAAA